AUGCUUGAUACAGAUGAUAAGCAGAAUACUCGCUUUGUUGACUCGGGGCCACAGGUAAAUAUCAUUUGCUCAGCCCCAGGGUUUGUGGUGCCUGAUCCAGACAGCGUCAAUAAAAAGGUUACCUCCAGUAAUACGAUCUUUAACUGGGGUGGUGUGAAGAUAGCGAAGAUAUCUCCUGAUAUUAUUGUGAAAUUCGGGUCCCAUGUCACAUCCAGCGAAGCGAAGAACAUGAUAUUUGUUGAUCAAAACACGGAAACCGUACCGGUACCAAAAGUCUUUGCUUGCUACUCUUAUGGCCCAAUACGUCGGGAUAUCGAAGACUACGGUAGUCUGUUCGAUACUUACAUAUUCAUGAGCUAUGUCAAGGGUCAGAGCCUUGAUAAAGUUUGGGGUACUUAUGAUGACGCUACAAAAAAUCAUAUUACUAGUCAACUGAAAGGGUACUUCAACCAGCUUCGCCAAAUAAGCGACGGGAACUACAUCGGUUCUGCUGGUCUUGGCCCCGUUACAGAUCCAAUUUUGGAAAGUCAUCACACAAAGGGGCCGUUUAAUUCCGAAGGAGAUUUCAAUAACGCAAUCAUCGAGGCAUAUCAAUCAAAGGCACCAAAACGUCACAUCAGGGGCUUCUUGGCUGGCAUGCUUUCACAAAAGUGUCACAAAAUUGUGUUCACCCAUGGAGAUCUACGCCUUCAGAAUAUCAUGGUCCAUGAUGGAUAUGUCAGUGGGAUUUUGGACUGGGAAUUUAGUGGCUGGUAUCCAGAAUACUGGGAGUUCUCAAAAGCUCUUAAUGUUUGGAAGUGGCAAAAUGAUUGGAUUGACUACCUGGUACAGGUUCUUGAACCCUACUAUUCCGAAUAUGCGGUCCACUCGUUCUUGACUGAAACACUUUGGUGA
Molecule: messenger RNA, 894 nt
Organism: Monascus purpureus
Lineage: Eukaryota; Fungi; Ascomycota; Eurotiomycetes; Eurotiales; Aspergillaceae
Source: the annotation of a GenBank genome assembly